AUGUAUGCUCUCGCCCGGCUCAUAUCGACGACAAGUCUUUCACUUUAUCAUGCACUGCUCUCCAGCUGUUCCCGGGCAUUUACGAGUAGUAAAGCAGAUGAAGUCCGUGAACUUAUAAGAACCAGGUUCCGCAAGGACCAGAAGCUACAAAGCAUAAGCAAAAUAGCCAAUGCUUUGAAAGCAGGGCAGGAAGUACGCUAUCACCCACUUCUUUAUAAGAAAUGGGAAAGCGAAGGCGCUAACGACAAUCUCUCCCAGGCCCUUGAUCUAUUCCAGGCUUGCUCGGGUGGAAAUAAGCAAAGCAACCAGCGCGUCGAUUCUUUGCUCGCCGCAACGAAGUCUCUCCUGCAGCAGACCCUACAAGAACGCCGUGAUCAGGCUGCGAAUACGCCGCCGCCAGAUCGCACCUCGUUGGCUGCGAAGGAAAGGGCCAAUCGACGCCCGGAAGCUCGUCGCCCACACCCUGAGAGAAUUUCGAUUCUUUCCCGACCAAGGCCGGUAGUGAGUGGUAGGCGUCGUGUCCCUGUGCUAGUUAAUGCACGCGGUAUUCCUUUCUUGCGGAUUAAGAAACCGCAGCCUCCCAGCUUGAGCUGCACGAUUAGGAGCUUGCUGAAUAGGCGCUGGAAACGAAUUGAAAGGCGUGAUCGACUGGAGCUUGAGCUUGUACGUGCACGGGAUGAGGAUCGCUGGGAUGCGCUUACAGGGCAGAGCGAUAUCUUAUCUUGGGAAGGAACUGUAAAAGAGAGUUUACAUGAGGUCAACACCAUAAUAUUAGAAGCAGACCGGAAAAACAGAGCGAUGGCUCAGAAAAUGUGGGAGAUAGUAUUGAAGGAAAGGGAAUUGGCAAAGAAGGAAGCUCUGGAGAGGAGGCAAAAGACGCCAUCCGAACAACAAGCGAAGAGCGAGUAA
This is a messenger RNA of Coccidioides posadasii C735 delta SOWgp, 909 nucleotides long. The record is from RefSeq and is a predicted model, not a curated record. Lineage: Eukaryota; Fungi; Ascomycota; Eurotiomycetes; Onygenales; Onygenaceae.